AGGCAGCAAUAAGAAAGUUUGCAUUGCAGCGGCGUCUUGCUCCAAAGCACGGACGAGCGAAAAAGAGUGCGUGUGCGUGGAGGCAGGAAUCGCGGUAAUCAUCACCGACCAGACCAAUUCCUCUCGUCCUGCUCGCCACCGGCUUCAUUUCGUUUAUUUAACGCGCGGGUGCGGAUCUGCGGGCCGUAGAAAAGUCAGUUGUCUUUUGAGCGUUGCCCGAUCGUCGUCGUCGGCUUUCGUUCGCGGAUACUCUGCUUCCCAGUUCCUUCGACUGCGUACGGAAUUUCCAACGGUUACUACGCUAGUUAAACCAUUUCCAGGGUGCUGUCUAACUGCUGAGGAAAACAUACCCGGAGAGAAAGAAUGUCGUCCGGUGGUCAGGUGCAACGGUUCAUUCAGCAUGGAGCCCACAAGGGAAAAGGUAUCGCCGUUUUCACCAGCGGAGGUGACUCCCAAGGCAUGAAUGCGGCUGUCCGAGCCGUCGUUCGGAUGGGCAUUUAUGUCGGAUGCAAGGUCUACUUCAUCCGCGAGGGCUACCAGGGCAUGGUGGACGGUGGAGACAAUAUAGUCGAGACGAAUUGGUCCUCCGUGUCGAGCAUCAUCCACCGCGGUGGAACCGUCAUCGGGUCGGCCCGCUGCACGGACUUCCGGGAGCGUGCCGGGCGACUGCAGGCGGCCCACAAUCUGGUGUCGCGUGGAAUUACGAAUCUGGUCGUGAUCGGUGGCGAUGGUUCGCUCACCGGAGCCAAUCUGUUCCGCCAGGAGUGGGCCAGCUUGCUGGACGAGUUGCUGGCCAGCAAUCGUAUCACGCAGGACCAGCGGAUCAAGUACAAGAGUCUGCACAUCGCCGGUAUGGUCGGUUCGAUCGACAACGAUUUCUGCGGCACGGACAUGACCAUCGGCACCGAUUCCGCGUUGCAUCGCAUCAUCGAGGCGAUCGAUGCGAUCGUCAGCACGGCGUACUCCCACCAGCGUACCUUCAUCAUGGAAGUGAUGGGACGGCACUGCGGCUAUCUGGCGGUCGUUGCCGGUGUGAUUUCGGAGGCCGAUUACGUAUUUAUUCCCGAGUCGCCGCCACCACGGGAUUGGGAGACGAAAAUCUGCGACAAGCUGGAACAGGAGCGAUCGGCGGGCCAGCGCUUGAACAUCAUCAUCGUGUCGGAAGGUGCGAUCGAUCGCGAUGGUAACCCGAUUACGGCGGAAAAGGUGAAACAGGUCGUGGUGGAUCGGUUGCAGCAGGACACGCGCAUCACCGUGCUCGGUCACGUGCAGCGCGGCGGCAACCCGAGCGCCUUCGAUCGUGUGCUGGGCUGCCGGAUGGGUGCCGAGGCGGUCCUAGCCCUGAUGGAGGCGGACGACAAGACGGAACCGUGCGUGGUGUCGCUGGACGGUAAUCAGGCGGUGCGCGUGCCGCUGAUGGAGUGCGUCGAGCGGACGAAAUCGGUCGCCCAGGCCAUGGCGGACAAGAACUGGGAGCUGGCCGUCAACCUACGGGGCCGCUCGUUUGCGCGCAACCUGGAAACGUACAAGAUGCUGACGCGCCUGAAGCCACCGAAGAGUGCGUUCGAUGAGCAGGGCCGCGGGGUCGGCGGGUACACGAUGGCCGUGAUGCACAUCGGUGCGCCGGCCUGCGGCAUGAACGCGGCGGUGCGCUCGUUUGUGCGCAACUGCAUCUACCGCGGCGACACGGUGAUGGGCAUCCACGACGGUAUCGAGGGUCUGGUCGGGGGCCAGAUCAAGAAGAUGGAGUGGUCCGACGUAACCGGAUGGGUCGGUCAGGGCGGUGCGUUCCUCGGCACGAAGCGUACGCUGCCGGAGGGCAAGUUCAAGGAGAUCGCCGCGCGGCUGAAGGAGUUCAACAUUCAGGCCCUGCUGAUCAUCGGUGGCUUCGAGGCGUACCAUGCGGCGGGCCAGCUGACCGACCAGCGGGACAACUUCAAGGAGUUCUGCAUCCCGCUCGUCGUCGUUCCGUCGACCAUCUCGAACAACGUGCCCGGGACGGAGUUUUCGCUCGGCGCGGACACCGGGCUGAACGAGAUCACGGAGAUCUGCGACCGGAUCCGCCAGUCGGCGCAGGGCACGAAGCGGCGCGUGUUCGUGAUCGAAACGAUGGGCGGCUACUGCGGCUACCUGGCCACGCUGGCCGGGCUGGCCGGCGGGGCGGACGCGGCCUACAUCUACGAGGAAAAGUUCGCGAUCAAGGACCUGCAGCAGGACGUGUACCACAUGGCGUCGAAGAUGAGCGAGGGCGUGCAGCGCGGCCUGAUCCUGCGCAACGAGAAGGCGUCGGACAACUACAACACCGAGUUCAUCUACCGGCUGUACUCGGAGGAGGGCAAAGGCCUGUUCUCGACACGCUCGAACGUGCUCGGCCACAUGCAGCAGGGUGGUUCGCCGACGCCGUUCGAUCGCAACAUGGGCACCAAGAUGGCGGCCAAGUGCGUCGAGUGGUUGGUGGAGCAGCUGAAGGCCAACACCAAGCCGGACGGUUCGAUUCUCGCCAAAGGCCCCGAAUCUGCCUGCCUGCUCGGUCUGGUCCGCCGGCAGUACAAGUUUUCGCCGCUUAAGGAGCUGAUUGGCGAAACUAACUUCGAACAACGCAUCCCCAAGCACCAGUGGUGGCUGAAGUUGCGCCCCUUGCUGCGGAUUCUGGCCAAACACGAUUCCACGUACGAGGAGGAGGGCUUAUACAUUACGGUCGAGGAGGAAAUGUCUACCGAUUCGCCGUGUGCCUAAGGAGAUCCGAGUGCUUCCCGGGAGAACUCCUUAGUUUUCUUAGCAACGCUAAUUCUAUCCUCAACCAAAAGUGUCCAAAGAACCCGAUGCUCUGAUGACCGGCACAUUCAUCGUUCAUUCGUUCGUUAGCGAAUUCGGAGAGAGAGAGACCACCAGAAGACCGCUUCAAAAGUGUUACUCUCAAACCGCUUACAAUUAGGAUCUUAGCUCAAUUUACCGUUACUUAGCGCACUUACCACCCACCCCCUAAGAAAAAGGCCAGCCGCGUGUGUUUGACGCGUCCCACUCUUUUCGUGUAUGUUGUUGUUUCAUUGUAUGUUUUAAAAACAAGUAUUUAUUGUUUGUAUCGGCGACCAGAAAACCCAGAUCGGAGUUGAAGAGGAUCGUUCCGUUCUGGCCAUCGUUCCGCAUUCGUCGGGAGUGUGUGUGUGUCGUACUCAUAUUCUACGCAAGCUGUCGCUCGUACGAAAAGUAUUAUUAGCCAUCCUUAAACAACGCACUUCUCCGACGCGACAUCCCAUUGAAUCGUGCAAUCGUUAUCAGUACCAGCACACCCGACCGAGAACAAAGUACACGAGAGCGCACCACAUUCACAAGCUGUUAAUCAAAACCGCUUACUAACAAACGGUGGCCGGAUCGUCCUUAAUAUCUGGAAGACUCGCAGAAAGCUAUCGUACCAUGCGCCACCGGUUAAGAAGGAGGUCCUCUCGACCGAUCGUCGAUCGUCUAUUAUCUGUCUCUCCCUUCUGGUGGAUGCGAUGAAUGUUAAAGAUAUGGAAAGCUAAUAAAAUCUGAAUUUAUCAUCGUUGUGCAAACA
Messenger RNA from Anopheles cruzii, 3553 nucleotides. RefSeq names its product ATP-dependent 6-phosphofructokinase (gene Pfk). The transcript is spliced from 7 exons. Gene Ontology annotation, molecular function: identical protein binding; ATP binding; 6-phosphofructokinase activity. Gene Ontology annotation, biological process: canonical glycolysis; fructose 1,6-bisphosphate metabolic process; fructose 6-phosphate metabolic process. Lineage: Eukaryota; Metazoa; Arthropoda; Insecta; Diptera; Culicidae. The record is from RefSeq and is a predicted model, not a curated record. Gene Ontology annotation, cellular component: 6-phosphofructokinase complex; cytoplasm. Bases 364 to 2736 code for a protein of 790 amino acids.